This is a messenger RNA of Panicum virgatum (switchgrass), 2957 nucleotides long. RefSeq names its product putative disease resistance protein RGA4. Lineage: Eukaryota; Viridiplantae; Streptophyta; Magnoliopsida; Poales; Poaceae. Bases 878 to 2620 code for a protein of 580 amino acids. The record is from RefSeq and is a predicted model, not a curated record. Gene Ontology annotation, biological process: defense response to other organism. Gene Ontology annotation, molecular function: ADP binding. The transcript has 8 exons.
CCCAGUUUAUCUUUCAUCUUCUAAUAAUAACGUAGAUCCAUCCAUUCAUCUUCUGAUCCAGUACCUUCUCUCUUUACAGGAAUUGUCCAGAGCAAACGGACUGUUGCUUAAUAAUUUUACAAAGUUUGCGAGCUGCUAGAUUACAAGAAUUAUUGUUGCACGAUCACUGUAUCUACUUUAGGUGAGUGAAAAGAAAGCCAAUAAUCUGCUCCUCCGACGGACCCAUCCUCAGAGUACAGCAACAACACCGUACCGCAAGGCAAGACCUCUAGACUCGAGUCCUCGACAGCAAGAACCAAAGGCGAAACCCCAGCAAUCCUGCUUCUUUGGAAAAUGAAUUAGCCUCCGAAUCCAUCUAGCCAGUCUGCUUGAACUUUGCAGGAAGCAGCGUUCCAGCAGUCACUGUAGAUCUUGUUAGAGAAGCAGAUCUCUGCUCCGACAGAUGCAUCCUUUCACAAACCAGCAGUAUCACCCCUGUCCUAGUAAGAAACUGAUCACCUGAAGCUCCGGACGCAUCACCAAGCCUGAGUCUUAAUUCCUUUCCCGCUUCCUCUCCCUUUGGUAAUUGGACCUGCUGGACUGCAUACACGGCAAGAUCUCGAGAGCUGAUAGCCGGGGUUCUGCCGUGCUUCCAAGAUGCACAAUUGAAGCCGGCCGCCAUUCAUUCAGAUCUCUUGGAAGAUAUCGCAGCAAGCAACACUGUAGUAGAAUCACUGUGGCAACAUGGAGUGUGAAGCCAAACCCAUCUACUCCUUUUGCAGUCCAGCAAAGUGAUCUGGAACAGCAGUUGAUCGAUUUCCCUUCGAAUACUGCAAGCUAACAUUGUCAGCACUUGAUCGAUACUGGAUGCACCAAAGAUCAAGAGAGUUCAGUCAAUAUGAACAUAAUUAGUGGCCUCAAUGAGUGUGCCACAUUGUUCCAGUGGGUUAGAUCGGCCAUUUCAUCUCUGCGAACCCAGUGGAAUGGAACAGAAAAUAACAAACUUCAAGGAGAUGUGCUGCAGUUGCAGAGUGACCUUAAAUGCCUUGGGGAUAAUCUACAGGCAAUGUACAUCCUCAUUGAUCGAGCAGAGUGGAGGAUCCAUGAUCACUGUGUGGCUGACCUCCUUUCAAAAGUCAAAGAAGCAGUGUAUGAUGCAGAAGACCUUCUGGAUGAAUUCACAUGGCACGCGCAUAAGGUGUCAGUUGAGGGCAAUGAAACUCAGCUAGCUCCAUUCAUCGAUUUCUUUAACAGCGUCACUCAAGGUAGAUUCAACAAGGUGACUGAUAUCCAAAAAAGGCUAAAUAAUCUUUCUAACCAGCUCAAGGAAAUGGGCUUCCAUCAAGCAACUCCACGGUUUGAUGAAUCACUCAGGCCAGAGACCACCAGUUUUCCCACCGAGGCAAAAAUAUUUGGACGUGAUAAGGAAAUGAAGGAGCUUAUUAGAUUGCUCGGUGUACCUUUAAACAAUAGAAAGAGAACAGGAAGUGAAGUCGUUGCACCUAACAAUAAUAGGAGGUAUUCUUCCAGACACAAGACAGCAAGAACUGGAGAUGGUUCAUCCACAAGCAACCAGCAAGUUUAUACCGCCUUCAAUAAUAACAAAGAAACUAUGGAGAGUGUUCCAGUUUUGCCCAUUGUUGGAAUUGGGGGAGUUGGAAAAACUACUUUGGGUCAAAAAAUUUGCAGCCACCCGCAAGUGAAAUCUCACUAUGAAAUCAUUUGGAUUUGUGUCUCAGAUGACUUUGAUGUCAAGAGGUUAACUAAAGAGGUCAUAGAACAAGCUUCUAGGAAACCACCAACGACUGAUAGUUUGAAUUCUCUUCAAACUGAUCUUGCAGACAGCUUGAACAAGAGAAGAUUCUUGAUUGUCCUCGAUGAUAUGUGGGAUGAAAAUGGGGAGCGUUGGAAGAAGUUCUACACACCUCUCAGAAAUGUACGUCUGGGAAGUGUGAUGCUUGUCACCACAAGGUCUGAGAAGGUGGCUGAUAUAGUGCGCACAACAGAUUCCUUCCGACUAGAGGGUUUGAAGGAUGAUGUCUUUUGGAAAUUCUUUGAACUCUGUGCGUUUGGAUCUGAUAGGUCUAACAGGGAUCCUGAGUUGCAACUGAUUGGUAAGAAAAUACUUCCAAAGUUGAGAGGUUCUCCUUUAGCUGCAAAAACUCUUGGACGGCUAUUAGGAAUUAGCCGUGACACUACACAUUGGAAUAAUAUACUAAACAGUGAAUUGUGGCAGCAUGAUCAGGAGGGGACUGAAAUUUUGCCAGCUCUUCGGUUGAGCUACACAUUGCAAAAACUCCGCGGCGACGAUGGCCUCCUCAGCGCCGUUGAGGUAGGUCACGAGGACCCGCAGCGGCGGAAGAGGCGGCCGCGACUUGGGGUCCUCGGUGGAGGGCGGGGCGGGGAGGCGGCGGAGCUCGACGGAGUAGGCCGGAUUGGAGUCCUUGGCCUUGCGGCCGUUGCACUACGGCAGGAGCACCGCCGCCGCCGCCUUCCGCGGGUCCAGCGGACAGUGCUCCACUACCACAUUGGAAAGGAACUUGCAAUGAGCAUCUUUCCUCCGCUCGACGCCAGCCCCGAUGCCUUUCAUCCUCUUCCUGGCGCUCUCGCCGCAGCCGCCCUUCGCUUGGUUGGAUGCUGAGCAAUCUGGGUUGGGUUUCAUUCCGAUGGGCUCGGCCCAAACUUGGUUUUGUUUUUACUGGCUUCUGCUGCACGCUGGUAUUGUGUACUCCCUUCAUUCCAAACAAGUCAUUCUUAGAUUCAAAAUUUAAUUCUAAAAAUUUUAGAAUGUGCAUAUGCAUGCAACAAUCAAUUAGUACUAAAUAUGGAUAAUAAAUAGAAGUGAAUAUGGUAAUUAUACCUUCUUAUUAAUUUGUUCUAAAAUUUCUAGGAUGAUAUGUUUCUGGGACGAAGGGAGUACCUUUUUAUUAUUCUGGACCAAGCCCAUGACAAUACAUGUGUUCCAUGCGGUUACCAUA